CUCUCUUAUCAUGGCGUCUUCGCUCUGCUUUGCCAACGCGAGAACGGCCGCCACCCACAGAUUUGAACCCUGCAAAAGAAUACAGAUCGAUUUCUUUACCUAGGUGCUCCGAUGGCCUCAGGACUCAAGUCAGUCCUCAUAACCGGCUGCUCUUCAGGUGGGAUUGGCGACGGACUGGCCCAAGCCUUCCAUGAAAGUGGGUAUCACGUCUUCGCGACCGCGCGGACACCGUCAAAGAUCUCACCAUCCCUCGCCAAAGCACCCAAUGUCACCGUCCUGACUCUCGACGUGUUAUCCUCCGAAUCGAUCGCCGCGGCAGUCGAGAGCGUCACGAGGGUGACCGGCGGCAAGCUCGAUGUGCUCGUCAACAACAGCGGCUUGCUGAUGGUCAUGCCGGCGUUGGACACGUCGAUCGAGGAGGGCAAGAGACUGUUCGACACCAACUACUGGGCGGUCCUGGCCAUGAUCCAGGCCUUUGCUCCGCUCUUGAUCAAAGCGAAAGGGUACAUCGUGAACAACACGUCGGUGAGCGGGGUCGUUCCCUUCGGGGCCUUUGGAAGCAUCUACAACAGCUCCAAGGCGGCCGCCAUCCUGGGGAGCGAAACGUGGCGUCUCGAGCUCGCGCCCCUGGGCGUCCGGACCUUGACCCUGGUGACCGCUGCCGUCAAGUCCAACGUCUUCGCCAACAUGGCCCCGCCGCAAAUCCCCGAGAACUCGUACUACUACGGCAUCCGAGACUACAUUGAAGGGCUCUGCGACGGCAGCAUGCAGGAAAGCGGCAUCACGGCGAAGCAGUUUGGUCUGCAAGUCGUCCGACAGGUCGGAAAGGGCAAGACGGGAAAAUACUGGGUCGGCGGCGGUGCGUCAUCUGCUCGCUGGGCCGCAUGGCUGUUGCCGGCAUUUAUAAUGGACGCGCUGUUAGCCUCCCUGUUUCCCUUCGCCAAGUUGCUACAGGCCCAAUCCAGAAGCAAAGGGUGAUCAAAAGGGUAGAUGUAUCC
Messenger RNA from Cladophialophora immunda, 998 nucleotides. RefSeq lists its product as uncharacterized. Gene Ontology annotation, biological process: phosphatidic acid biosynthetic process; triglyceride catabolic process. Gene Ontology annotation, cellular component: endoplasmic reticulum; lipid droplet. Gene Ontology annotation, molecular function: acylglycerone-phosphate reductase (NADP+) activity; triacylglycerol lipase activity. Lineage: Eukaryota; Fungi; Ascomycota; Eurotiomycetes; Chaetothyriales; Herpotrichiellaceae. The transcript has 2 exons. The record is from RefSeq and is a predicted model, not a curated record. Bases 112 to 978 code for a protein of 288 amino acids.